AUGGCGCAUCUUUUAGGAACUAAUUUAGCAUUGUGGUUUUGGACUCUGUGUUCUGAAGAAGUCGAUGAGUCUGUUGCGUGCAAAAGCUACCCCGUACCGCUUGGAAAUACCGAGAAAUAUUUUUCGCCACUUUUCGUAGAAUAUUUACUGAUAGCAGCCAGUUUGUUUUACCAAAUAUGGCAAGAUUUGUUACCGACUCAGGCGGUCGCAGCGCCACACUGCCGAACGUGCGCUUGUCAAGUUAUUGCGGAAAACGAUGAUGCGGAAAACGUUGAUGCGGAUCAACGGCGUGACGAAGGUCGUGGCGCGGACAGAAUAAGGAGGGGCAUGUCUAGGAACUUGGGACUUGGUAUCGUCAUGGGUUGUUGCUUUGGUGUCGUGUUUAUUAUCCUGGUCAUCGCAUCAACCUACUCUGGGAAGACACAUCGAAUCUAUCACAUUGCAUAUCCAGGCGGAAUUAUAACCCUUUACCUUAUACAAAUUGUCGCAUGUUACAUCAUUUUGUUAUCUGCACAGUCAUUGGCUUGGGAUGCGCAGAGAACCUCACUGGACCACGAUGAUGCUUUGCUGUACAUUUCGCUUGUCGGUAGUCUUCUGUGGGAGGGAUUUCAUCUGUACAGCUUGGCGCUAAUUGAGAUUGACCCAAAAAUUGAACCCGAGUCACUUCCAAACGUUCGCCACAUAGACAUCGCCGCAGAUGCGCUUGCUAUGCUACAAUAUGUAUUUCAAACGACCAUACUGAUAAAUCUUCGCCGACAUCAGCCGACACAAGGUCGUAGAACGCCGUGGAUCAGCCAAUGUCUUCUAUUCUUGUUGACCACCAACAUUGGCUUGUGGAUUGAAAAUUCAUUUUUCGUUGAAAUUAUCAUUACAACGCCCGGGGAAAAGUACACUUCGAUUCAGAAAAAUUUAAAACCCAUUGGAUACAUUCUACAUCCGCUGAAUAUAUUUUUUAGAUUUCAUUUCGCCGUUUGCUGCCUCAUCGCCUGGUCGAUUUUUAGAACUUGAACGAAAUUAAAUCAUA
Molecule: messenger RNA, 1024 nt
Organism: Paramuricea clavata
Lineage: Eukaryota; Metazoa; Cnidaria; Anthozoa; Malacalcyonacea; Plexauridae
Source: the annotation of a GenBank genome assembly